AUGGCUGGUCCACAACCAACGCUUAACGAGUUAGCAGCGAAGAUUACGGAGCUUUCCGAGACUUUCACCCGCUUCCUCAAGGAAAACAAUGUGCCAGAACCCACAUUCGCGGCGGAUAGCCCAACCAGUUACAGCAACUUGUCGGCGGAAAUUUUCAUGACGCGUCAGCACCUAUUAGAUGCCCUGACGGAUAUGUGGUACCUAACGCAGGGUCCCAGUGAAAGCGUCUUCAACUAUGUCCACAACGCCUUGCCUGAUGCUGCGGCUCUAAACACAUUGAACUACUUCAACUUCUGGUCUGCAGUCCCCCUAACCGGUUCGGCUUCAUAUGCGGAGAUAGCGCGGCAUGUUUCCCUCCCAGAAGAUGUAAUCCGGCGGGUCUUGCAGCACGCAGUAACACUCCGCAUCUUCGAAGAGACCGAACCUGGGAAAAGCACAUCACUGAUCCGGCACAACUCCAGAUCAGCAGCACUAGCCCGCUCUUCAGGGCUGAGGGCUCUUGUCUCCACCAUCUUAGAUGAUGCUGGUGCGCCGAUGAUGGUUUUGAAUGAAGCCCUGGACAGAUUUAGUCGCGGCAAACCGGAAUUGACCCAAAACAUAAAUGAGACUUCUUUCGCUUUAUUCCAUAGCGGUGGGCAGUUUGGUAAGCACGGAAAUUCUUGGGAUUUGCUUGAAAAUGAUGGUGCAGGAGACAAACAAGGUUGGCGACAGAGGAACUUCGUCGAGUUCAUGCGCUAUAUAAAGGAGAUAUUUCAUCUCGAAGGAGUUGUGCUUGACGCUCAUGACUGGAAGGCUGCCGGGAAGGCGACGGUCGUAGAUGUUGGUGGUUCCGCGGGCCAUGAUGCCAUAGUAUUAGCGCGAAAUUUCCCUGAACUCAGCAUCACCGUUCAAGAUCUAGCGAAAGUAAAGCCAGUUUUUGAGGCGAAUUUGCCAGAAGACGUUAAAGACCGUGUGUCUUUCGUAGAGCACAACUUCUUCCAGCCGCAACCUGUCCAGGCCGAUAUCUAUAUUUUCAAGAUGAUUCUCCACGACUGGCCUGAUCAAGAGUCAUCUAAGAUCCUACGGGCGCUAAUUCCGGCGCUAAAACCGGGCGCUCGAGUGAUCCUUUUCGAAUACAUCGGUAACCAGGGCGAAAGUGAGCGAGCAGCUCUUCCACGCUCCAUUCAGCAAAUGGGUACGGCUACGGAUCUGCGACUAAUGGCUCUGUUUAACGGAAAGGAGCGCCCUGUCGACGCUUGGGCGAAGAUUCUCCAAGAUGCUGAUGAGCGAUUCGAGAUGGCCAAUGUCAAAGCCAAUCCGCAAAACUUCUUCGCCGUCAUUGAGGCUGUUUGGCGUGGGUAG
Molecule: messenger RNA, 1341 nt
Organism: Annulohypoxylon truncatum
Lineage: Eukaryota; Fungi; Ascomycota; Sordariomycetes; Xylariales; Hypoxylaceae
Product: sterigmatocystin 8-O-methyltransferase
Exons: 4
Coding region: 1-1341 (446 amino acids)
Molecular function (GO): O-methyltransferase activity
Source: RefSeq, a predicted model, not a curated record